AUGCCAGGUCUUGGGGCCCUGAUCUGUGAGAAGUUUGCAGCAGAAGGAUCCAACAUUGUCGUAAACUAUGUCAGCAGCAAGGAGAGGGCCGACCAGGUUGCCGAGAAGUGUAAAGGAUUGGGAGUCAAGGCCGUUGUAAUCCAGGCUGAUAUUGGAGUCGUUGGCGACACCGUUCGACUUGUCAAAGAGAGUUCUCAGCAACUGGGGGGACUCGACAUCAUCAUCAACAACGCAGGCUGGACCAGAUUUACCAACUUUGGAGACAUCAAUGACAUGAGUCAUGAUGAAUGGAACAAGUGUUGGGCUACCAACGUCAUGUCCCACCUGGUGUUGUUGCAGGAGGCUGCUCCGAUCUUCAACAACAAUCCAGAUGGCGGCGCUUUUAUUAUCUCCUCGUCGGUCGCGGGUAUAAGCUGUUCUGGAAGUAGCAUGGGCUACUCGGUUACCAAAGCCGCAGGUCUCCAUUUGAUGAAGUGCCUUGCCACCACACAAGGCCCAAAGAUCCGCGUCAACGCCGUCCUUCCAGGUCUUCUUCUAACGGAAUGGGGCUUGAGGUACAGUGACGAGCGCAUCAAGGCUGUUAAGAAUGCUGCCGCUCUUAAGCAAGAGACUCUGCUCGAUGAUUGCGCAGAUGCCUAUAUCUCACUUGCGAAGAACACGUCCAUCACCGGCCAGGAGAUUGUCGUUGACUCUGGUCUUGUCAUUCGAUAG
Fonsecaea erecta is the source of this 711-nucleotide messenger RNA. RefSeq names its product short chain dehydrogenase. Gene Ontology annotation, molecular function: oxidoreductase activity. Bases 1 to 711 code for a protein of 236 amino acids. Lineage: Eukaryota; Fungi; Ascomycota; Eurotiomycetes; Chaetothyriales; Herpotrichiellaceae. The transcript is spliced from 8 exons. The record is from RefSeq and is a predicted model, not a curated record.